AUGUCUGCUUCUACAGGUGUUAAUGUCCUCCGCUGGUCCGCCCUCGGCUUCGGCGUCUUCUACGGCGCAUACCACCAACUCAGCUUAAGCGCACGCGACAAGGCCAACGCAUCGAAGAAGGAGUGGGAGCACAAGGAGUCGUUGAUCAGGCAGGCAAAGGCCGAAUGGGCACGGUCGCAUCCUGAGCCAAAGGCUGCGGUCUCAGCAAACGCAAACGACCCCAACGCCGACCUCAACACCAUCCUCGGCAUCACAGACAACUGA
Molecule: messenger RNA, 264 nt
Organism: Parastagonospora nodorum SN15
Lineage: Eukaryota; Fungi; Ascomycota; Dothideomycetes; Pleosporales; Phaeosphaeriaceae
Exons: 3
Coding region: 1-264 (87 amino acids)
Biological process (GO): proton motive force-driven ATP synthesis
Molecular function (GO): proton transmembrane transporter activity
Source: RefSeq, a predicted model, not a curated record